AUGACCCACCAAACACACGCAUUUCACAUAGUUAAUCCAAGUCCAUGACCUCUCACAGGAGCUUUCUCUGCCCUCCUAUUAACCUCUGGCUUAGUAAUAUGAUUCCACUAUAAUUCAGCCACCCUUCUAUCAUUAGGCCUAUUAGCCAACACCCUAACUAUAUACCAAUGAUGACGUGAUGUAAUCCGAGAAGGGACCUAUCAAGGCCACCACACCCCCAUUGUACAAAAAGGCCUACGCUACGGAAUAAUCCUAUUUAUUGUCUCCGAAGUAUUUUUCUUUGCCGGAUUCUUCUGAGCCUUCUACCACUCAAGCCUAGUUCCAACUCAUGACUUAGGAGGCUGCUGACCUCCAACAGGAAUUACACCCCUUAAUCCACUAGAAGUCCCUCUCCUCAAUACAUCAGUUCUACUAGCAUCAGGAGUUUCCAUUACCUGAGCUCACCACAGCCUAAUAGAAGGUAAACGCAACAACAUGAACCAGGCCCUACUCAUCACAAUCCUAUUAGGAGUCUAUUUUACUAUCCUACAAGCCUCUGAAUAUUUUGAAACCUCCUUUUCCAUUUCAGACGGCAUUUAUGGAUCCACCUUCUUUAUAGCAACAGGCUUCCAUGGUCUACACGUAAUCAUCGGAUCCACCUUCCUAAUUAUCUGCCUCCUCCGACAACUAAAUUUCCACUUCACAUCAAAACACCACUUUGGCUUUGAAGCAGCGGCAUGAUACUGACACUUCGUAGACGUAGUCUGAUUAUUCCUGUACGUUUCCAUUUAUUGAUGAGGAUCAU
Molecule: messenger RNA, 784 nt
Organism: Myodes glareolus (Bank vole)
Lineage: Eukaryota; Metazoa; Chordata; Mammalia; Rodentia; Cricetidae
Source: the annotation of a RefSeq genome assembly